AUUCUGCUUCGUCGGGCCUUUUAGUAUGAUGUAGUGCAGCGAGUGAUGUUUUUAGCAGAGGUCAAAUCGACCAGCUUAUUAGUGCUCAUGGGAACUAUGCUCUAAAUUCUUAUUGGGAUUAUCAGGUGUCAUUGGGAAGUUGAACGAAAAGGAAAAAGAGUUACCAGGAAGUAAGUUUCCGUUGCAGAAAAAAAAAUCAUGUGUCCUUCACAUUUACUACCAGUGCAGUGGUUUGUCGUGUAAUUACAGUUAUAUUCAAAUACGGUUAAGCUGCCAGUUAAUUCGUGUAAGAAGUGAUCGUCACCAAUUUGUCUUUUCUGGGAUAGUCAACGUAUAGAGAAGAAAACGUUAAAGCAUACAAAAAGAGCAUUGCGCAUAGCAAUAUUGUAGUGUGGAUAACUAUACAAACACCAUUAAAAGUAGUCCACUAAGGAUUUUUUCUGAGCAAUUGGAAUUUCUGCUAAUCCAUCUGUCGUAGUGUUCAUAGCGGUUGGAACGGGUUAAACUAUGAUGCUGUAAAGGUGGCCUUAAAGAAGCUGAAAUCCUCAAUUUAUUGUUGAAAGAUCAUGUGAUCGGCUUGCUGAUGCGCUAAAUUUGCCGGGUACGCGUUGGUGUGUGUGUGUGUUUACCCCGAACCAUGGCGCUACGAUUACGUAAGGAUGUUCAAAAGGCGUCCUACUAUGUGUGGUUCCUCGGAGCACAGGAAGCGAAAGGACUCCGGGGUUCACGGAUUCUAUUGCCGAUAAUCCCGAGGCUGAUCGAGAAGUCCAAGGAGCACGAACCGCUUAAAAUCACCUUGCAAAUAUCUCACAAGGGAUUGAAAAUUAUUCAGGGUUCGGCUAAGCAUUUCAUUCCCCACGGUGCUAUAACUUGUUCUGUCCAGGCAGAGGAUAUUGUAGCGUGCAUUCUGUUGCUGUACAAUCCGGCCACCAAGUGUCCUCUUCACGUGCAUGCAUAUCGGUGCGAUUCGGAGGCAACCGCUCGGGCACUGAACGACCAGCUGCAGAUACUGAUCAAUAGACCCGACAAUCAGAAACGCUUCGCCGAGCUAGAAACUAGACUGGGUUUACCUGCGCAAUUAACAACAUCAGUGCUGGCUGCGGCUCCAGAAAGAAAGCAAUCGAAGCAGCAGAUGCCGAGACGAUUCGAUUCGCCACGUAGAUUUGACUCAUCCCACGGAAGUGAUACCGGUACUAGUACUCGGGAGUCGGAGUGCAGUGAAGAGCAGCAGCAUUCUCCUUCCAGUCCUUUAUCGCCAAUUUCUUGCCAGUCUAAACUGUAUGACUCAUUGGCCGCCGAGUUGCGGGAAAAGCUGAGUGGAGGCGUUCCAUUGCUGCUACCGGCCAAGGAUUGUGAUAAGUCAACAGGAAACGAUUCGAGGAGAUGCCGAAAUCCUUGCAUCGUUGGAUCGGUAACAUCGGUUGGUAACAAGCAAGGUGUUUCAUCCCGUGGAUCAUCCGGCAUUGGAUCCGAUUUGGCUCCCAGCCCAGAGCGACAGGAUGCCCAUAGUUCUAGUGAGGAAGAAUGGGUGAAUGAACCAGAAGCUUCUAUGAUUAGUUCAUCACAUCAACGUGUUUCGAACGCUAGAGCAAAAGAGAGAUACGUCGAGGAGCCAAUGUCUCGCAUAAGCAAGUAUCGCGAACCUCCAACGACUUACCUAUAUCCGAACGUCCGACAAGACAAUCAUGCCCGAUUCCAACGUUCUUCCAGCAGAGAAGAAGAUAACAGUCUUCGCGGUUCUGUCAACUCUCGUGAGGAGGAAGUGAAGCCUAUUAUUACAAAACCAACUCCGUUGCAAGGUCGCUUCCGCGAUGCAUUCAAUGGUGAACCAUUUGCGGUCGAAGAUCGUAAGAAGAAAAUUACGAUUGAUGACAAGCGCUACGAGCAAGAAGAAUUUCGACGAAAAUCUAACCAUUCGGACAGAUAUCACGAAAAUGAGCAAGAAGAAAACUACCACUUCAAAAAAUCAUCUCCUGUUGGUGGAAAAUACUACGAUGGAUAUGAGCACGAGAAAAUCCAUUAUCGCGAAAACCUUACUGAUCGCCAAAAGUAUCGGGAGAUUAUUUCCGAAAAUUCAAAAUAUUGCGAUGAGCCUCCCAAACGGGUAGGUUAUCGAGACGAAUAUAGAGAAUAUUCACCCGAAAGAAUGCAUGGCAGAGGGAAAUACUCACCGACCUAUGAUGAUCAUCGAGAUUUCAAGAUAGAGCGCGAAUUUCGCGAUCGUGAUCAUCCUAGAGUACUGUCAAACAGAGAACACCAUUACGUGCGUGAUGAUAGUCCUGAAGAUCGGUAUAGAACGGGAUUUAAUGAUCAUAGACCGUAUAGAGGAAACGAACCCGUAGGUUAUCCCGAUGCGAUUGAUAAGAAUAGCAAACUACCAUUCAAAUCUUCCGAGGAAUCGAAACGUAUCCGGGAUAGGUAUGAUGACCGAUGGGAACGACAGCCCAUGUACCCGGAGGACAAUGCAGGUGAUGAUAAAUAUCGAGAUAUUGCAGCUCGCUAUCGUGAAGACAUUAGAAAGUCGCCCAUUAUGAAGGCUUCGGAUUCUCGAACAAAAUCAGUAGAAAUCAAAACAAGCUCACCAGAAUCUACGAUUCGUAAAAUAUCGCCAAAAGACAGAUUCCAAAAUGCCAAGGAAAAGUUCCAGCAAAUGGAACGUGACCGACACGAACAAGAACGUAUCGAACGUGAACGCCAAGAACGGGAACAAGUGCUUCACGCAAAGCGGGCGGCUGAGGCUCCCAGGAGAAGUUCUCUUGAAGCGGUGGUUGUGAGUUCACGUGACAGCAAUGAUUGGAGCUCUGAAGAGGAAGAGAUUUCGCCUAGAGGACAUAUACGGACAUCUAAUAGUGUUGGUUAUCGUGAGGUAGACACAGGCGAUCGCUAUCCGGCAAUGGAUCGUGAACCAAUGCCAGCUCGUGUAAUUCCCGCUAAAAGUCUCGGAAAUCUGAACAAAGGCUAUCGCCAUAGCUACGCCGAACCAAGGGCUCCACCAGUUUCACGAAGCAGUGGACGGGUUGGACUAGCUGCGGUUAACCCCUAUUGAUUCCGCACAUGUGCUGAUGUAAAAAUGGUAUGUCUACUUUCGUUCGAUGGCCAAUUGUAAUUAUAAAUGUGCUUAAUAAUCCAAUUACUACAGUAUCGCUCAUGUUGGCCUUGCGACAAAUUGAACUACAUAGUGAAUAUUAUUUAGCCUGUGCUCACGUAGAAUAACGGAAUACUUGCAUGUUUUGAAGUGCCUUAUAGCAAUAAUCAGAUUAUAAACUUAGAAGUGUCUGCUGUAAACCUGGAAGUAUUGACAAUAAA
Molecule: messenger RNA, 3306 nt
Organism: Sabethes cyaneus
Lineage: Eukaryota; Metazoa; Arthropoda; Insecta; Diptera; Culicidae
Product: trichohyalin
Exons: 7
Coding region: 638-3046 (802 amino acids)
Source: RefSeq, a predicted model, not a curated record